AACCCGCUUAGUGAUACUUCUAACUCCUCUAAAGAUAUUACCAUACUCCCUUUCUCCUCAUUAUUACUUCCUUCUACUUCACAGACCCAUUCAAUAUCCCUCCUCCACGCCAUCUCUACCCCAAAUCGAAAAUCUCCCUUUCAUCCUUGCUUUCCCUUUCCCUCUCAAAUCAACUUGGAGAGAAAUCGGAAGGCAGAAAGCGCAAUCAAUCUCUCCCCCGAAUCCGGCCAAAUCCCGCCUUUCCGUCGCUCCACGCCUUCCAUCCACGGUCUAACCGCCCUUCUGGUGGUCCUGGUCAUGUCCUCGGUGCAACGUCACCGUGAGGCCCUUCAACGACGAACGCAAGGGGAUUGGGCCGAGCGUGAGUAUGUGGAACUGAUUUCAGGGUCCUUGAAGCGUUUGGCGGACUUCCUCAAUGCGUUUGACAUGAGUGUCAAGGGGCGGAUGUCCAACCUGAACGAGAAGCUGACCGGAUUGGAGCGGAAGGUCACUUAUCUCGAGGCCAAAGUCGGGUUGGAGGACCCGGACGAGGUGGAUGAGGCCCACGAGGAGCCUGGCACCGAGAGCGUUUAGAUAGGGACCAUGUUUGAACUUGGGAUGGGGGUGGUGAUCGGAACUUUGUGGGGAUUGGUGAUCCUGGGGUAUUGGCUGAUGCGCAAUUUUUGUUUCAACUUUGUGAAUGGUAACACUAUUGAAUUGGACGUGGUGGAACCGACUGUCGUCCGGGAUCCAGGCAAAUACCUGUGUCAGCAAGUCAAAUUUAUGAUGAGAUUGAAGAAAAAGAUGAGAAGGUUCAAGGAGAGAAAAGAACGUCAGAACGAGCUAUAACUAUUAAUUAUGAUAAAAUUACUAUUUAUGCCACCCAAAGAAUAUACUAUGGCGAAUAAUUAGAAUGCA
This is a messenger RNA of Tigriopus californicus, 897 nucleotides long. RefSeq lists its product as uncharacterized. The transcript has a single exon. NCBI's taxonomy places the organism in Eukaryota, Metazoa, Arthropoda, Copepoda, Harpacticoida, Harpacticidae. Gene Ontology annotation, cellular component: SCAR complex. The annotation marks the transcript as partial. The record is from RefSeq and is a predicted model, not a curated record. Gene Ontology annotation, molecular function: protein-containing complex binding. Gene Ontology annotation, biological process: actin filament organization; cell motility; regulation of actin polymerization or depolymerization.